Lodderomyces jiufengensis is the source of this 849-nucleotide messenger RNA. It is a transcript of the gene RPN10, whose product is annotated as proteasome regulatory particle base subunit. Gene Ontology annotation, molecular function: polyubiquitin modification-dependent protein binding. Lineage: Eukaryota; Fungi; Ascomycota; Pichiomycetes; Serinales; Debaryomycetaceae. The transcript has a single exon. Bases 1 to 849 code for a protein of 282 amino acids. Gene Ontology annotation, cellular component: proteasome regulatory particle, base subcomplex; nucleus; cytosol. The record is from RefSeq and is a predicted model, not a curated record. Gene Ontology annotation, biological process: proteasome-mediated ubiquitin-dependent protein catabolic process.
AUGGUUCUUGAAGCUACUAUGAUAGCCAUUGAUAACUCAGAAUAUAUGAGAAAUGGUGACUAUUUAACUUCAAGAUAUGAUGCACAAUUAACUUCUACAGAAUUUAUUUUUCAAAAUAAAGUCAAUUCAAAUCCUGAAAAUACUGUUGGAUUAUUAGCAUAUGGAGGUUCAGGACCACAAGUAUUGAGUACAUUAACUACAGAUUUUGGGAAAAUAUUAUCAGGAGUUCAUGAAACCAAGAUAUCUGGAGAAAAUAAUUUUAGUAAUGGAAUACAAGUUGCAGCAUUAGCUUUAAAACAUCGUCAAAAUAAAGUACAACAACAAAGAAUUAUAAUAUUUGUGGGGUCACCAGUAAAAGAAUCAGAUAAAGAAUUGGAAAAAUUGGCCAAAAAAAUGAAAAAGAAUAAUGUUGCAAUUGAUAUUAUAAAUUUUGGAGAAGAGUCAAUAAAUACAAGUAAAUUAGAAAAAUUUCAUUCAAUAAUAAAUAAUCAUGAUAAUUCACAUUUAGUUACAAUACCUCCAGGUCCAAGACUAUUAUAUGAAGUUAUUGCAUCAUCACCAAUAUUAAUGGAAGAAGGAGCAUUCGGUUCAGGAAAUGAUAUGGAUUUCUUUGGUGGUUCAGGAGUUGCUGGUGCUGGAGAUAUAAUUGAUCCCAAUAUGGAUCCAGAUUUAGCAUUAGCUUUAAGAUUAUCAUUAGAAGAAGAGAAAGCAAGACAGGAAAGAGAAGCUGUUGAUAAAGCUAAAGAAGCAGGUAAUGGUGAAACUUUAGAGCCAAUUAACGAAGAUAAAAAGGAAGAGGAUAAAAAAGAUGAUGGAGACAAAGAUGUGAAAAUGGAAGAUGCUAAAUAG